UAUCCUCUUUAAAUUAUUAAAAUAUUUUUCACGUUCUUCUAGCUGUAAUAUCGUUUAUUCCCCGAGAAACACGGGGAUUGCAAAAGGGGUUGUAAGAAAUCCAAUCGAGAGCGGCAUUUGCGCAAGUUCGAUGUCUUUGGCACCGCGACGCUUUUCCGUGACACGUUUAGUUUCGCGCAGGCUUGCAAAGGUGAAGGACGUUCCGACCACAGGUGAAAUUUUGAAUCUCUGCUAAAGGACGCACGUCUCAUGAUAACUCAGACGAAAAACCUCGUGAAGGAUUCUACCGGCGAUAUGUCCACUUACGAAAGGCCGGGUGAAAUGCAUCAUCUAACGACGAUAACGAGGGUAAUAGGGGUGUGGACCGCUAUUGUUGUGUGCGGCGUCGGCGCGGAUGUGGCAUACCAUCGACACGUCAUGGGGCUUUACGUUACAGCGGCGUCGGCCGUGAUUUUCUUCCUCGAAGUAACUUGGGCCAUCACGUUAUUCGUGCAACUCUGCGCUAGGAAUGAAGAUUCCCUCUGCCUGCAUUGCUGGUCCGGUGUCUUGGCGGUUACGCAAGGCUGGCGAAGAGCAUUGUUUUACCUACCAUUGUCCUGCAUCCUGGCGUGGCGACCCCACAGACUUUGGCUAUCCUACGUUGCGGCCGGCUUGUUGGCGGUGCUGUCUUUGCUGCAUAUUGUAUGGAGCGCGCUGGGACGACGAGAUCCUUGCCAAUCGAGUGCCAGCACCGACUCGGUCGGCGAAAGCCUCUUGAACUCCAAGCAGGAGAAUUACGAUCGCUUCGAGGAAGUCCUGGUGACGGAAAUCUUCGACAGCGUGUCAGGACCGGGACGCUGCCCCGGGGAUAGCGACGGUGAGAUUUGACAGGAGCGAAGGCUCUCUUGGGCCAGCGACUCCGAAGAGGACAGUGAUCUUGAACAGAAAACGUGUCAAAUCGCCACGUUGUCCUAGGUCUUGGUAAUGGAUCAAAGAAACUUCCGCGGCUUGAUUUCAUUCUGUAUCAACCAUGGUCAAUCAAUGGUCCUGUUUAUAACAAAAGUAAAUGCAGUAAAUGAGCAAGGUCAAGAUAAUAUCUUCUAAGGUCGAAUACUUUAAAAGACAAAACUGCAAGUUACAUAUAUUGUGCGAGAUUUAGUCAUCCCACAGAAAAAGGAAGAUCGAGCAAUUCUCAAUCUGUAAAAGAACAAUUGCGAUGACGUAAAUGUAGGAGAGAUUAUGAUCGUGUGCAUGCGUCAAAGAGUAAAUGUGUGUGAAUAUUUUUCUCAGCUAGACAUACUUGUCAGUUAUAGAUAAUUUUCUAUGCAUUAUGUAUUUCAGACGGAUACAAAUAUAUAUGUAUCGCGUAACACACGUACAAAACAACUAUAAAACUUUAACAAAAAAAUUAUUUAAUAUGUCAUUAAUUUAUUGUAUACACGUAAAUCAUUAGUGCUAAUAAAUUAUUUCUAAAAUAUUCUUCACUGUGAAUCGUUAAGUGUUUACAAUUCUAAAUGUAAAAAAUUCUUAGGUGCUUUGGUGCUAUUUCAAUUCUUGAACAUCUCUCGUCCACGGUUGCUCACUAAAAACAGGUUUCAAAACUAGUUUUAAUCGAUCUCAGUCAAAAAGUUUCUGGAAAGUGUGCAUAUCUCGAUUUCUAAAUUGGCUACAUUAAAAUAUAAUACAUGCACAGAUUUGAAUGAACAUAUCACAUAUUCGUAAAAAAGUUUUCAUUACUUGUAUUAAACUGUUAUUUUUCGCGUUUUAUGAUGUCGCCUGCGGUUCCAUUAGUAUUCUAAAAAAAAAAAAGGUUGUAGGUCGCCUUUUACGAUCAAAAGUGACAACUUACAAAGAAGAAAAUUCCACAAGGACGUUGAGGUGCAUAACUGGGU
This is a messenger RNA of Linepithema humile (Argentine ant), 1871 nucleotides long. RefSeq lists its product as uncharacterized. The record is from RefSeq and is a predicted model, not a curated record. Lineage: Eukaryota; Metazoa; Arthropoda; Insecta; Hymenoptera; Formicidae.